Messenger RNA from Jatropha curcas, 541 nucleotides. RefSeq names its product GDSL esterase/lipase 1. NCBI's taxonomy places the organism in Eukaryota, Viridiplantae, Streptophyta, Magnoliopsida, Malpighiales, Euphorbiaceae. Gene Ontology annotation, molecular function: lipase activity. The record is from RefSeq and is a predicted model, not a curated record.
CAAUGGCAAGCAAGGAUAAGGAUGGUGAAGGAUAGAGAAGAAGAGAAAAAUUAAGCAGAGCAAAAGGAGAUGGCGGGUUCAAGAGUUCGUCUUUAUUACUUAUUAUUUGUAUUCUUAUGUGGAACCCUUGUAGCCCAUCAACCACUUGUAGUCAUCCUCGGUCUCUUAAGAACCACAUUCCCUUAUUUAUCUUUGGGGAUUCAUUAUUUGAUGUUGGCAAUAACAACUACCUCAAAGGUGCUAUUGGCCUCGCCAAUUUCUGGCCGUACGGACAAACCUUCUUCAAGCAUCCUACUGGGAGGUUUUCCGAUGGUCGAUUAAUUUCAGAUUUUAUUGCUGAGUAUUUAAAGUUGCCUCUAAUCCCGCCAUAUCUCCAGCCUGGUAAUCAUCAAUUUACAGAUGGAACCAACUUUGCUUCAGGCGGAGCUGGUGCUUUAGUGGAAACCCAUCAAGGAAAUGAAGGAAGGGUAAUAGACCUAAAACACAGGCUCUUUAUUUGAAGAAUUGUAAAAGGAAAAAUAAAGCAGCAAAUAAGGUGAUG